Molecule: messenger RNA, 1161 nt
Organism: Microthlaspi erraticum
Lineage: Eukaryota; Viridiplantae; Streptophyta; Magnoliopsida; Brassicales; Brassicaceae
Source: the annotation of a GenBank genome assembly
AUGGCAUCGGGUGCUUUCGAGGAUGAAGCUGAGACUGUAUCGAUCAACGAAUAUAUCGAAAGCAUGGAAGCGGAAGAGCUGGAAGCUGAUUUGGUGUUGGGUGGAGAUGAGGGAGAUGAGUGUACAUACCCAAAGGGUUACAUGAAAAGACAGGCAAUUUUCUCAUGCCUUACAUGUACUCCAGAGGGGAAUGCUGGAGUUUGCACUGCUUGUUGCUUAUCUUGUCAUGAUGGCCAUGAGCUUCUGGAGCUGUGGACUAAGAGAAAUUUCCGAUGCGAUUGUGGGAACUCAAAGUUUGGAGCUUUAGCAUGUAAGCUUCUCCCGAGCAAAGAUGUAGACAACUCCGAGAAUGCUUACAACCAUAACUUCAAAGGAUUGUACUGCGUUUGCGACAAACCCUACCCUGACCCGAAUGUGGAAGAACAAGUGGAGAUGAUACAGUGUUGUAUCUGCGAGGAUUGGCUUCACGAGGAGCAUCUCGGUCUCAAACCUUCAGAAAGUAUUCCAAGGGAUGAGGAAGGAGAGCCUGUCUAUGAGGACUUCAUUUGUCCAAAGUGUUCCUCAGUUUGUUCGUUUCUCACACUUUAUCCAGAGAAAUUGUGGGUUGCUGCUCAAGUAGAUUCAACUGGCUCUGCUACUGCUUGUUCAGUCACUUCUGAACCUGGCCAGCCUGAGAACAGUACUGAAGUCAAAAAAUCUGUUUUGGGAAAAUGUUCUGCGAAGAUCGAAGAUUCUGAAUCCGUUCCUGCAACUCUUUGUGCUAUUGCUACGGAUCUAAACUCGUCUCCUGAGUUUGAGAUGAAACCGCUGUUUCUGACCAAAAACUGGAGGAACAUCUUAUGCAAAUGCGAAAAGUGCAUUGAGAUGUAUAAAGAGAGGAAGGUAAGCUAUUUACUUGAUGUAGAGGACACGAUUGUUGAAUACGAGAAGAAGGCGAAGGAGAAAAGAACAGAGAAACUGGAGAAACAAGAAGGCGAAGCACUUGAGCUUCUGAAUAACCUCGACCAUGUAGCUAAAGUUGAGAUCCUUCACGGCAUCAAAGACUUCAAAGAAUCGUUCAAGGGUUUACUGGAGGCUGCUGGGCCGUCAAAGGCGAUAACGCCUGCAGAUAUUGAGCAGAUGUUUUCAAAUCUCAAAAACAAACGCAGAAGGAUGGAGUGA